This is a messenger RNA of Mesocestoides corti, 2193 nucleotides long. NCBI's taxonomy places the organism in Eukaryota, Metazoa, Platyhelminthes, Cestoda, Cyclophyllidea, Mesocestoididae. The record is from the annotation of a GenBank genome assembly.
ACGGGUUCGCCGACGCUCUGUGUCAUCUCCUUCAUGCUGGUCUACAUGCCGGUCAUAGCCGCUGCCUUCUGGUCCAACAUCCUCGACUACGCAAUCUUCUCGGUGUUCCACGACGCGGCGUCGCGAAUCACGCGUCCAGCGCCACGUCCCGCCUUCCCACGACCCUCGCACAUCCAGCGUCUCUACCGACGACGACCCUGGCGUCUUCGCGGACUGCGUGAGCGGCCUCCCGCUCCCCUUCUUCCUCCCGACUCUUGCGAGUUGCCGAAGAAGCGUCGGGGAGGUGGUGGUGGUGGUGGUGGCGGUGGUGUUAACCAAGCCAUGGAGAGGUCCGUAUCGCCGUCUAGUCCGUCCACGCGGAAGAUCAGCCUGGUGGAAAUGGGGGAAAAAGCGUCAGUUCAACCUGCCAAUCAGAAUGCCUCGUGGAAACUGAGAAGUGGGGACUUCGUCGGCCAUAAUAUGCCCCUCGUCUUCCGCGUCCUCUAUCCCACGUCUUCUGUCCGGGACAGUUUCUCCGACGGCGUGACUGGCCAAUCAGAGGAGGACUUUGGGCGACAGCGAUUGGCCGACCAGCAGCGCGCGACAUUCAAUUCCAUGGGCUCGCAAACCACCUGCAUCCAUAUUGUCGCACUGGCGGCUCCCAUAGUCUUUUCUGUGAUAACCGUUACCGCAUCCGAGAUCGAUGGUGAGCCCCUAUCCGGUCUGUGUUGGGUGGGAAUUCGCACGCUGUGGGCCUAUUGUGCCAUGGUUGUGUCCCCCCUUGUUCUCUGCUUGCUUGCCAAGGCGAUCUACUUGGGUCGUGCGAUUGGAUCAAUGAAACGUCUACGACAAUACCUCCUUGCGACAUCCUACCAACCCGCCGACCGUGAAAUGGCCCAUCGUUUGCUCUUGUGCUUUCGCGCCUAUGUGAUGUUUAUCCUGGCGCUAACCACCCUCUUGGCUUUCUUUGUUGGAGUUCACUUCUACGCCUACAUAGGCGAACCAAAGUGGCUGGAAUCUCAAAGAUUAUUCCUCUUCUGCCAACUCCGACAUCGGUUGAUGGGGCUGGACGGUGUCUCAGCGUCCACGGUCUGUCGCAAUCCCGCCUCGGCAACCUCCACCUUCUACUCAGAGGUCCAGUUCAACAGCCAGGUCGACGGCGGUGGCGGUGUCCGCGUGGAGCGCAACUCAAGCCCUCUGCGGUUCCCCUCCGACUACCCCCCCGCAUCCCUCCUCGAAGACGACGUCGCCAUCCACAAAAAACCCCUCACCGGACCCCUACUGCUGAACCUCUUCACCUACCUCAUGGUGAACCUGGUCUUCGCGUCGAUGUGUCUGCUGGACAGAGCCGUGAAGCGCAAGUGGCUUGAUCUCGCUCGAGGACUCUUCUCAGUUUGCACCUCCUGUCCAACCAAACACCUCGACGCCUCGCGUUGCCUGGAGCAGCCUCCGUUGGCUGUCCCGUCGGAUCCACACACCUUCCACCUUCCUCCAAGUUUCUCCUGGUGGGAUCCAGGUGUCUUCUUCCUCAGUCCACCGAGGAAGACGUCUGCGCUGGCGACAACCACGCGGCAAUGUCGCCACCAUGACACAACCACCACCACCAGCGUGUCUCCGUUGGCCAGGCAUCAGACCCUCUUGGCUUCCACCACCGCCACCACGCAGAUGCGCCCACUCGCCACGUCUGACGUCUCCUGUGCCUGCAAUCGACGCUACUCCUCUUCAACGAACGAAGAAAGUUGGAUCAUGCCGUCGGUGUUGUCGUCGGUGGGCCUCACCAACACGGCCUCCAUCGCACGUCGAGGCGGUGGCGUCGGGGGCAACACGUCGUCGGUGGUGAUCAGCAACGCGACAAGCGCGGCUGCUGCGCCGAUGCACAAGUCCAACUCCCUCAACUCCUCCCAGUCCCUCUUCGCCUCCCGCCGCGGGCGCAGGUCCCCACUCGAGGGCGAGACCCUCUUCAAUCCGCUCUCCUCGUCGCCGUCGCACAGGGACGAGGCCAACAUGGCGACGGUCACUGCGGCGGCGCUGGAACACACUCUGACGAGGUCCGGUCGUCGAAGUCGCCAUCGUCGAAUGUGGCCUGGAAAGUCUUCUUCAAGUGAGUUGCACCUCAAACCCCCGUGUCGCCAUUGUUGGCCAUGUUUGCGUCGGUUAGAGGCGGCGUGGCCUUGUCGCGACGUCUACACAACGUCCACCAGUCUGACGUGCUAG